AGUUCCGUCUCGACAUCCACCACAACCACGGGGAUGAUCGAUCAGACGGCGUUGAGCUUAUUCGCACACCCCCCUGCAAGAAAGAGACUUUAUGCUUUGAUGCAUGCAAUGCCUGAUCCGUUGGUCAUCGCUUCGGUUUUUCUAUGUUCAGUUCGGAGAUCCCUCACUUAUUAGUCACAUCCACCGACUCGAGACCAAACAACCCUUCCGAAGGCGGCACAGCGCCUCCUCUGCCUACCAAGUUCCAUCGCAAAGCCGCCGCCGCCGACUUGGGGCAACUUCAUGGUGGCCGAGAUUAUUAGCUUCUCGAGGGAGUGCUCCGCAGGGAAAACAGUGGACCACUUUGGCAAUCUAUGGACUCGCCGACAACACGCGGCCCCUUUUCUUGGCCAUUAUUCGAGCAGUGGGCACUGGCUCAGUUAUAGAAAUCGGCUGCAUCCUUUUGCCUAGCCCUCGUAACCGAUUUGACCCCGCCGUGAGAGCUGUACGAGGGUUUGCCCGGCGCCGGCUUGGUUACCACAGUCUCCCGCCUCUUCAACUCGGCGCCCGCCCCGCCAAAAACAAGUUUUGUGCCUCGCUUGCCGCUGGCCUCAGGGCCUGGUUGGAUGCCUUCCUGUACGCCAAUGGCCUAGACUACAAGUCCAGCGCAUGUCGUGGUUGGACUUUUCCUGCAAGCCGUAGAUCCUGGGCCUUGUGCUACGGCCUGGACACGAGCCCUCCUGGGUGCACAACGAACACACAACCUUUGUGUCACGAGAGAGACUUGUGCGCCAAUUUAGCCCGCUUAGUCCCGGCUCUUGCCAGUGAAGCUCAGUCGACACAGAUGCGGCUAGGAAACAACUGACAGCUUAAGCCCUCCCACUACCAGAAACAUGAAGCCGCCA
This is a messenger RNA of Colletotrichum navitas, 884 nucleotides long. RefSeq lists its product as uncharacterized. The record is from RefSeq and is a predicted model, not a curated record. NCBI's taxonomy places the organism in Eukaryota, Fungi, Ascomycota, Sordariomycetes, Glomerellales, Glomerellaceae. The transcript has 4 exons. The coding region runs from base 104 to 844 and encodes 246 amino acids.